Messenger RNA from Naumovozyma dairenensis CBS 421, 1176 nucleotides. RefSeq names its product Smt1p (gene SMT1). The coding region runs from base 1 to 1176 and encodes 391 amino acids. The record is from RefSeq and is a predicted model, not a curated record. The transcript has a single exon. Lineage: Eukaryota; Fungi; Ascomycota; Saccharomycetes; Saccharomycetales; Saccharomycetaceae.
AUGAAAAGGGCGUUCUCUCAAUUCUCUUCAGUGUUACUAAAGAAAUAUGAAAAUGAAGAUUUACGCUCCACAUUAAAGUUUCUAUCUCAAAAUAGUAAAAAGCCUAUCCUCUCUAAUACCAUUAAGUCAUCAUCAUCGUCGUCUCUGAAUCUUGAAAAUAAUAAGAGGAACAAAACUACUACGAAAUAUAGCCAAUCAAUUGAUCCAGCAGCUAAUAAGCAUGUUGAAAUCAUUUUAAACGUUUUGAAUUCCUCAUUACCUGAUCCUAAACGGAAUAUGAAUAGAGUUAACACACAUUAUGAUAUUUUAUUCAAUCAAUUACAAGAGUUAAUCAGUAAAUCUAUUAAAGGUGCGACCAAUUCAUCAAUGAAAUGCAAUAACAAUAUGGAUAAUAUCCAUAAAUUGAAUAGUGAAGAAUUAUUCAAUAAAUUGGUAUUUUUACAAUACACAAACGAACUACAGAUCAAUGAUAUUUUACAAAUUCUUUUGAAUAAAAAAUUCCAUCAUUAUAAAGAGUUGUUGGGAAUAAUAUCAAUUUUUCCAAGGAGUAUUAAAAUGGAAAUGACAAUUCUAUUGUACUAUAAGACGAAACUGGAGGAAAUUAAAUCAACUUACGGAAAUGAUUGGCUUGAAUCAUUUGAAGUGUUACAUCCGUCAAUCAAGAGAAUCUUUUGGAAAUGUCAAAAUAAUUAUAACUCAGUCAUGAACACAAUAAAUAAUGUUGAAUUGAAUUCAAAGGAUUAUAUUAUCCUAUAUCAAAGUUUGUAUAAUGAUGCUUUCAAACUCCCGGAUAUCUUAACAUAUAAUUCAGCGAACGAUAAGGUAUUAUUAACUAAAAAUCAAAAAUUAUUCAUCCAAAGCCUGAGAAUAAUCUCAAUGCAUCAAAGUAAGAACAAAACGAAUGACAAAGAAUGGUUAAUUAAGAUUGUAAAGUUAAGUCUCGAGACUAAAUUAUUACAAGAAUCGAUGGUUCCAUCUGAACUGAAAACGUUUUCAAUAUAUCAAUAUAAGUUCUUAAGAUCGUUAGAUAUAACGUUACAAAACUAUUCUCGUUCAUUGAGUAAUACAGCCUCUUCGAAUAAUAGUGAAACAAUUCGAGCGGUUGAAGAUUUAUUGAAGGAGAUCAAUAACGAAGAACAGGAAAUAAAGACACAAAUGUCAUUAAGGUACAUUUGA